AACUGGAAGAAGGCGGAAGAGGAAGCGGCCGCCAUGAGCCGGUUCGGGGGCCGGCUGCGCGAGUACCCGGCGCUGUCCAUCGACCGCUUCGACCGCGACAACCUCCGGGCGCGCGCCUACUUCCUGUCGCACUGCCACAAGGAUCACAUGAAGGGGCUGAGGGCGUCCGUCCUGAGGAGGAGGCUGGAGAGCAGCCUGAAUGUUAAAUUAUAUUGCUCACCGGUAACUAAGGAAUUGCUGCUGACUAACUGGAAAUACAAGUUCUGGGAGAAUCACAUUGUUGCACUGGAAGUUGAAACUCCAACUCAGAUUUCUUUAGUGGAUGAAACUUCUGGUGAGAAAGAAGAUAUAGAGGUGACGCUUCUACCAGCUGGUCACUGCCCAGGAUCGGUCAUGUUUUUGUUUCAAGGUGAAAAUGGCACCGUGCUGUACACGGGGGAUUUCAGGCUUGCAAAAGGAGAAGCAGCCAGAAUGGAGCUUUUGCAUUCAGGGACCAGAGUAAAGGACAUUCAGAGCGUGUAUUUGGACACCACUUUUUGUGAUCCCAAAUUUUAUCAUAUACCAAGCAGGGAGGAGUGUCUAAAUGGGAUCUUAGAGUUAGUGCGAAGCUGGACCUCGCUGAGUCGCUAUCACAUUGUGUGGCUGAAUUGCAAAGCUGCUUAUGGUUACGAAUAUUUAUUCAUUAACCUCAGUGAGGAACUUGGAAUCAAGGUGCACGUGAACAGGCUUGAUAUGUUCAGAAACAUGCCAGAAAUCCUCUACCAUGUUACUACAGACCGGCACACUCAGAUUCAUGCCUGUCGACAUCCUCGGGAUGAUGACUUCUUUCGAGGAAACAGACUGCCCUGCGGAAUGACUUGCCAAAACGGAACUCCCUUGCGCAUAAUUAGCAUCAAACCCUCCACUAUGUGGUUUGGAGAAAGGAUCAAGAAAACCAGCGUAAUUGUGAGGACUGGGGAGAGUACAUACAGAGCUUGUUUCUCUUUCCACUCUUCAUUCAGUGAGAUUAAGGAUUUCUUGCGUUACAUCUCUCCGGUGAACGUGUACCCCAACGUGCUGCCGGUGGGUGGGACAGAAGACAAAGUUAUGGAACUAUUGCAGCCGCUAUGCAGAUCGUACAGGAGAAAUACGGAACCCAGGUACAAGCCCCUAGGAACACUAAAGAGAGUCCACAAAAGAGAUUUAUCUGAUACAGAUGAAGAUGAUCUCUUUGAUGCAGAACUGAGCUCUGCAAGGCCUAAGAUUUCCAAGCAGCAGAGAGAAGAGAGCAGGCCCUCCAAAACAACGCAGCCUGAAAAUGCUGAAGGAAACACGAACGAGAGCACGGACAGCUACAAAGCACCCCUAACUUAUACCUCCCUCCAGGUGGACUUCAUGGACUGCGAGGAGUCAAAUGAUGAUGACGACGAUGAUGACGACGAAGAAGACGACACAGAAGAUUCUGAAAAAAAUACAGCUCAAGUUCUUCCCCAGGAGUCAGAUGCCACUUCUACAGCAAAUUCCAAUGGCGUACCUGGCGACCAGCAGGAGCCUAAAGCUGACGUCCCGUGCUGGGAUGCGUUUUUUAAGUGUGACAGGCUGGAUGAAAGCUCUGAAAACGAGGACAACUUCCCAUCCUCAGCAGGUGCUGGUGGGUCCCAGUCACUCUUCAGCGAUUCGGAUGGGGUGAGCGACUCCACCCACAUCUCCUCCCAGAACUCCUCUCAGUCGACACACAUAUCGGAGCAGGGCAGCCAGGGCUGGGACAGCCAGAUGGACACGGUGCUCAUCACCUCCCAGGAGAGGAACGCCGCUGACUUCAGCUGCUUCAGCAGAGCCGGGGGCAGGACGGUUCCUGUGCCACACGAGGCUGCCAAGGAGAGUCAAGCUGACAACAGCAGCUGGAAGGCACCGGGUCAGAACAGGUCUCGUGCCUCUGAUGUCAUCUGUGACUUGAAAAGCAGAGACUCGGAGAAGGAAGCAGAAGCUGGCACUGCUCAUGUUCAGGAGGUGCUGGUGGAAACGCGUGACACUUCUAGGGCUCCCGAUCUGGAACUGAAGAGGGACUCCCAGAGCUCCUCGGACUUUGAAAUUCCCUUGACCCCUGACGCCGAGUUACCUCAGCCAGACAAGCUGUACUGCCUGUAUAAGAAGCUAGCAGCAGGUGAAAGCAUAGUGAGAAAACUCCCCUGAAGACAGGUAGAACGGAUUACAUCGUGAGAACAGGGCCAUUUUUCUUUAAGCCCCAAAUUAUUUUUCUCUUUAGUGCCAAUUACUACUUGCACUUAAGGUAAUUUACACAAUUUUUCAGUAUUACUAUCAUAAAUAUUCUGCAGCCCCUGUAACUUCUGUUGUUCCUUCCAUGAAGUAUUUUAAGAAAGUACUUCCAGAGGGGACUGUAAAAGCCUUCUACCUCCUAAAGUUCAGUUCUCCAGGGCUGUGAGUAGGUAGAUAGAUAGAACAGACAAAUUUAAGGAUGGGACACUAAGUGAAAUUUAGUGUUUACUUUUAUCAUGAGCUCUAAGAGUUUGCCUUUUAUGCACGCGAUCUCAGGUUUUAAUACAAUACUACAUUUUUAACUGGGGGGGUGGGGGGAGAAUGUGGCAUCUUCCAGGGAUGGCCACGUAAAUAAUGUGAAGGGCUGCACUGCGGCUUCAGGAAAUCCCGAGUUUGCACUGCAGCCAUUUUAAAGGACUGCAGAACUGAGCAGAGAAUGACUGAGCAAAGUUUUGGCUGCCUUUUAUUUUUGUCUGGUCGUUUCUUUAAAUCAAACCGCUCUGUCUUUAAAGCGAGCGGGUACUAAACACCACUGCCUAUGGUUUAAAUCUAACUCACUACAACCCACUUGUCAUCAGUUCCUCUGCUGUGGUUCAUUCUCAGUUUUUCAGAGCUACCUGAAAAUAAAAUGCCCUGCGUUUGGUUCCAAAGCCAGCGGCAGUAGCUUGCUUUGGAAGCUACGUCACAGCAGCAGAAGCCAACCUGUUACCUCUGCUACUCAAGGCUCUUGUAUUACCAAAUUUUACCUCCUCUCCACCAUCUCAUUGAUGUUACUGAACUCGGUCAUGUUCAGAUCUCUGUUUUUUAAAGCAAGACAAAUUCUCCAUGCACGUUUGCCACCAUAACUAACUUCUUGCCAAAAUUCUUAGCUUUUACAACGGAAAUGUGGCUUCAGGUUCUUAAAUUUCAAUGUCUAGGAAGAAAUGCCUAAACAACAGAAUUUAUCUGAGUGUUCUAUGAGCUCUUAGGCCCAAAGAAUUAAAAAGACUUCUAUUAUGACAGCUCUCCCUUUUGUGUACAUCAAAUUUUCUGCUGUUUUUAGUGAACCAUGAACGUUAAAGCAGCCAGCGUUCUGCUACUGGGAACAGUGGCAGGAGAAAAAAAAAAGAAAAUUUGCUAUCGUCUGUGUAUGACUUGAAGGUUAUUCAAAUCCAUGUGUUUUUCCACUGUUCCUGGGAUUUAUUAACGCGUAUUCCAAGCACAGAUUUUUAUUUUGCUUUUUAGCAAGGUUAAAGGGAACCAAACCGCUGUUGUACCUAUCUACCUCUGUGAAUAAAGUCAUACAGAGCAGAAUCUUGUCUGUUGGCGUGUUCCCUUAACAGUAGAAUACGUUUCCAGUGUGUUUAAGUACACAGGAACCCCAUCUGCUUUAGGCAAGUCAAUAUUGCAAAUUUAGACCGGCUCCCCUAAGCCAUAAACUGAAAAGGAAACACAUGACUUCCUCCUGAGUGCUCAGCUACAGUCCUUUCACUGCUAAAAGCUGGGAAUUAAGAGGGGGCAGCUUUAAAGCAAGCUGUUCUGUUCCAGCUAAUUCUGAGAGGGAAACUUUUUUUUUUUCUUUCAAGAAUGACAACAACAAGAGAAAAACUAAAUUUAAUUUAUUUUUAUCAAAAACUAUAGGAAGAGAGCAAUACUAGAGAUCACACAUUAUGAAAAGAAAAUGUUCCUGAGCUUACAAACUGCAUAUUCUAACGUACACAGUCCUAAAACAUACAUUAGAAAUAACCAAAGGAUUGACUCAACUUUGAGAUUAAAUAAAUAGACAAUAGCUUUCUUACAGAUGAUCUUGCAGCAUUAGUUCUGCUACCUCAC
This is a messenger RNA of Cygnus atratus (black swan), 4068 nucleotides long. RefSeq names its product DNA cross-link repair 1C (gene DCLRE1C). The record is from RefSeq and is a predicted model, not a curated record. Gene Ontology annotation, biological process: interstrand cross-link repair; protection from non-homologous end joining at telomere; double-strand break repair via nonhomologous end joining. Gene Ontology annotation, molecular function: 5'-3' DNA exonuclease activity; damaged DNA binding. The transcript has 14 exons. NCBI's taxonomy places the organism in Eukaryota, Metazoa, Chordata, Aves, Anseriformes, Anatidae. Bases 34 to 2172 code for a protein of 712 amino acids.